UACACUCUGGGAGAUCUCUAUCAAACAGUGGACAUUUGGGGGACAUUAAGACACAAACUUAAGGGACAUAAAAUUUGGUGAGUCUUUCAUUUAAAAACAAUUUUGAAAAAAGAGAAAAUGGCGGAGAAGUUUGCUCUUGUUGAAAGUUUCCUGAGCUGCCAUGUGUGUUCAGAGACUUUCAGAGAUCCUGUGUCUCUGAGCUGCAACCACAGCUUCUGUUCAAGCUGCCUGCAAAAAUUCUGGGAACAAGCUAAAAACAAAAACUGUCCCAUUUGUAAAAGAAAAUCCUCAAAAGAUGAUCCAAAUGUGAACUUUGCUGGGAGACAGAAAGCUGGAUCAUCUGAGACAGAAAAAGGAGAGAAGGAGGAGGAGGUGGUGUGUAGUAAACAUCAAGAGGAGCCUAAAUUAUUCUGUAAGGAUGAAGAUAGAGCUGUGUGUCCUGUCUGUGAGUUUUCUCUCCACCAGAGUCACAAGGUGGUUCCUAUAGAACAAGCAGUCAGUGAGCUGAAGAACCAGCUGAAAUGUGACUUAAAGUCUCUGCAGGACAAGAGGGACAAAUACAAACAAGUGGAGGAAACAUACAAUGAAGUGAUUGAACACUCCAAGAAGCAGCUGUUGUCCACAGAGAGGCAGAUCAGAGCAGAGUUCAACAAGCUCCAGCAGUUCCUGAAAGAGGAAGAGGAGUCCAGACUGGCAGCUCUGAGGGAGGAAGAGGAGCAGAAGAGGAAGACUAUCAGCAGAGAGAUGAAGAUGAUUGAGGAGCAGAUCUCCUCUCUGUCACACAGUAUCUGUGCUGUUGAAGAAGAGCUGCAGAAACACAAGGUGCCAUUCCUCAGCAGUUAUAAAGCCACUCAGAGCAGAGCCAGAGUCCAGUGCUCACUGUCAGAUCCACAGCUGGUCUCAGGAGCGCUGAUAGAUGUGGCCAAACACCUGGGCAACCUGUCCUUCAGAGUCUGGGAGAAGAUGAAGGACAAGGUCCACUUCAGUCCUGUCAUUCUGGACCCAAACACUGCAAGUCCCCGUCUCUAUCUGUCUGAUGAUCUGACCAGUGUGAGACGUGGAGACACAAACCAGCAGCUUCCUGACAAUCCAGAGAGACACACUAAGUAUGUCACUGUUCUGGGCUCUGAGGGCUUCAGCUCAGGGAAACACAGCUGGGAGGUGGAAGUGGGAGACCAUCCUGACUGGAAUGUGGGUUUGGUUAAAGAAUCAGCUGACAGGAAGGGAGAGAGAUAUGCUACACCAAAAUAUGGAAUCUGGUGUUUAAAGCAUCGCAGUGGAAAAUACUUUGAUGGAGCUGGUAAGUCUGUCACAGUGAAGAAGAGUCUCCAGAGGAUCAGAGUCCAGCUGGACUAUGACAGGGGGGAGGUGUCCUUCUACAUCCCUGAAGACAUGACUCACAUCUGCACUCACAGAGACACUUUCACUGAGAAACUCUUCCCAUUUUUUGAAAUUGGUCCGACUGGUGAUGCUAAAACUGCUGAUAUCAAAAUGUGUCACAGUGAGAUUUCUCUGUGAUGUUCAGACAUGUUGGUGUUAGUGAAGACUUUACUCUGACUUCACUGUUUGUCUCCAUGUCAUUGGGAUAAUUAAGACAAUACACAGUUAAUCCAGAAAGAUGUGUUUCUAAUACCCAAACUGCAUUACAUUAUCAGGUGAUGAACUUUCAUGCAGGUACAAAUCAAGGCUGAUUUUUGAAUGAUAUAUUCUUUAACAUGGUCAUCAGCAUCUUGUUUUGAGUCAGACAACACUGUAUAGUAGUAUCAGUCAUCAGCUUUAGUUUGAGAUAUUAUUGGAGUCUUUUAUGAGGUAAAUCAGUUUUGGAUCUGUUGUUUUAUUCUGAGGAAACAAGUGGUUUCAUUUCCUUUUAUUUUAAGUCAGUCUUGAAUUCUUCAUACUGUAUGUGAUAUUUUUGUAGUGUAUACAUGGUCAGAAACAUGAAUGAUGAAUGACAAUGUCCAGUUUGUGAUCAACAUUAAUGAAACACCAGCAGUACAAUUCAGUUUAAUAUGUUUUCUGUAUUGAAUCAACUGUAUCUUUAUAAAAUGUUCAUCAGAUGGAUGCUGCUUCACAUGAUGUGUAAUUAAAUCACCAGCAGCUUUUAUUCUGAAUGAUGUGUCUGAGGUUGUUUCCACUUACUUUACAUACAUCUGUCAAAUAGUCAUGUGACUAAUUACAAGGAACAAUAAUCACAACCAGCUCACAUGGACACAUUUUACUUCCUGUAAACGUCACAAGAUGGAGACAAAGUCCACAUGUUGUUCACAGCCUGCUCAUUUUGAACACUGAAUGUUUGAUUUCUGUCACUUAUUUACAUGCAUAUUAUUGUUUGCUGCACAGGUUGAUCAAUAGUAGCAGCUCUUAGCAGUUUCUGAUCAAUAUUUAAAUACAUACUCUUCACAAAAACCUCAUUCUGUCUGUCAGACAUACUGUAUGUCCAGAGUAUCUAAGAAAUCCAUCACUGCUGUGGCUCCUGAUGUUGUUGUUGCUUCAUCAGGCACCAGUUUAGUCAAAUCACCUCAAAGACAUUAUUCAGAGUGUUUUUCUUUUGAGAGACCUGGCUGGUCAUUUAGAGUCUAAUUUGUUCAAACUUUCAUGCAACUUGAGAAUUGUGAACUUAUUACAUUCAGCCUUAUCUUUGGACUAUUUGACCGUAAA
Molecule: messenger RNA, 2658 nt
Organism: Epinephelus fuscoguttatus (brown-marbled grouper)
Lineage: Eukaryota; Metazoa; Chordata; Actinopteri; Perciformes; Serranidae
Product: zinc-binding protein A33-like
Exons: 1
Coding region: 118-1518 (466 amino acids)
Molecular function (GO): protein binding; zinc ion binding
Source: RefSeq, a predicted model, not a curated record